Messenger RNA from Cyclocybe aegerita, 2865 nucleotides. Lineage: Eukaryota; Fungi; Basidiomycota; Agaricomycetes; Agaricales; Hemipholiotaceae. The record is from the annotation of a GenBank genome assembly.
AUGUCCGUUCUGAAAGAAAAGAAAGCCGUCGCAGCAUCUCUCUUCGCCUUCAUCUACAUCGCCGUAUUUAUCAGGGUCCUCCUGAACGACUACUUACCGGACGUUCCACAAGAUCAAGGUGGUUUGAAUGUCGAUCAAGCUUGGAGUGAUCUGCACAAGAUAUCUACUCGACCUCACCCCUACAACUCUCAUGAGAACGACGCGGUGCGCUCGUACAUCCUUUCUCGCCUUAACGAUGUGGCCGCCAACUCCGCCCACGUUCAUGUUAUCGACGAUCUUACGACGAAUGUCUCAUUCGUCGACCCACCAGCAUCCGCUUACUUUGAAGGCAGGAACAUCCUCGUUAAAGUCGAAGGAUCCGACCCAGCCUACUCCGAGACCGGUGGUGUUCUCUUCUCCGCCCAUUUUGAUUCAGUCUCGACGUCAGUUGGAGCCACAGACGACGGCAUGGGCACGGUAACCUGCAUGCAACUCGUUGAGUACUUCGCGAACCACCGCCCACGACGAACGGCGAUAUUUAAUAUCAACAACGGAGAGGAAGAUGGACUCAACGGCGCUCACGCAUUCCUCAACCAUCCUUGGUCAAAAAUCCCGGAUACCUUCCUCAACUUCGAAGGCAGCGGCACUGGCGGGCGACCGGUUUUCUUUCGAGCUACUUCAAUGGCGCCUAUGCUCUCCGCCAUAUCGGGACGCGUCAGCCGCCCACAUGCGAAUGUCCUGUCCGGUGACGCUUUUAGACAGGGCGUGAUCCGCUCUCGAACCGACUUCAGCGUGUAUCAGGACGGGGGACGGUACGAGGGACUCGAUUUGGCGUUCUACAAACGCCGGUGCUACUACCACACCAAGUACGACUCGAUUCCUUUCCUCACCGGAGGCAAGAAAUCCCUUUGGUCGAUGCUUGAAGUUGCUCGCGGUUCAGCAGGCCCACUACUCAACAAAGAUGAGCUACAUACGGAUAGAUUGAAGGUGCCAGUUGUGUUCUUCGAUUUGUUCUCAAGACACCUCGUCGUCUUCUCAAUGGAGAACCUAAUGACGUUCAACGUCGUCGUGCUUGUCGCUCACCCACUCGUUCUAUUCUACCUAUCUGUCUACUUCCGUCACCCUUCCGAAUCCUCCAACAACCCUAGGAGUGGCUCACUUCUUCGGCCUUUCCUCCACGGUGGCCAGUAUUUAUACAGAUCGGCGACGGCGAGUGCAACGACGUUCUUCUUGUCGGCUUUAGUUGCGUUCUUCGUGCUCGAAGCUGCGCUCGUAUGGUGCUUCGUUCAGUUCAAUCCAUUUAUAAUCUACUCCUCGCCAUAUCUCGUCCUGUUCACCUUCGUAGAUCUGGGUUUCCUCUCGACCCAACUCGUCGGCGCGGCCGCACGGUCCCCCCUCCUCAUCAAGUUCUCACAUCCUCGGUCUAUGCCAAAAGAAGGAGAUCUGUUGGCUCGGCUGUACGUCUUCACCUGGAUCCUCACACUCAUCGGCACCGUCCUCCUUCACAAGCUUCAGCUGGGGGGUGUCUACUUCCUGACAGUGUCGAACGUCUCAACCUCCUUCGCCACAUUCAUCAGCUCGGUUACGAGGGCUAGACCGGCUGACAAACAUGUGGCGCGCCAAGGAGAUCAGUUCGCUACUAAAGAAGCAUCGCCUUCUAUGUGGCGUAGCGAUCGAUCCGCGCCCAGCUUGUGCGAGCAGAAUGAGAAAGUGGGAUGGUCAUGGGUCGCACAGAUCAUCCUGGCGGUCGUACCUUCAGUGGUGUUGAUUUUCCAUAUCGCAGUGUUGGUGUUGGACGGGAUGGCACAGACACUUCCAGAUGGUGGGAAUCCUACUCUGGUAUAUACCGCCGUAGCCCUUCUUUCGGUCCUCCUUACUGUGCCGACGAUACCAUGGACGCUCUCGGUCCACCGUUUCGCCAAUUAUGCCGUGUUUUUGGCCUUCAUGGCUGCGACGACCUACACCCUAGCCGCGUUCCCGUUUUCACCUGAAACGCCUUUGAAGGUCUUCUUUCAGCAGUCGUUAACCCUUGAUGGUGGAUGGCAUGUCGGAGAUCGAUCGUCCGGCUUGAACAGCCCCAGCCCUUCUCCCAUACUCGCGCUCCAUGACCCAGGUGCUGGUGGUGUGAAGGUCCUUACCACUCUAGUCGGCACACCCCAUUAUCUACAACACGCAGUAAUUCCUGCUAUACCCUCUUCGGUCGACACCCUUGUUUCCUGCGUCGACACGCCACAUCGCUCAGGAACCGUGAUGUGCAAAUGGGAAAGCGGUCUUACUCCAUACCCAGAUGGGACGAGAACACGCGCCAACCCAGCUCUUUCUCUGCUCAACUUCUUUGCGUCGAAGCAACGGAAGGAAGGCACGGACCCGGAUCUGAUGUUGAACCCAAACCCAAACGACUGGAUAGACGCCUCCAUUGUGCGCACGGGGCCCACUUCGGCGCGAUUCUCCGUGCGAGGAACCAAUACGAGGAACUGCCGUUUGUACUUCGAUACCAGAGCGCUCGUCGCAUAUCAGGUCCACGGAGCGGAUGACGUGGUCGUUCCAACACCCGGAUACGAAAUACCUCCGCAGGGGGUCCAUGAGCUGCGGCUGUUCAGUCGUACGUGGGACCGAACGUUUGUCGUGGACGUGGAGUGGAAGCGAGAGGAACACGGACUCAGCGGGGAUCGAGAUAACGCCGCUGGAGAUGACGUCGUGGCCGGUCGAAUCGCCUGUGAGUGGUCUGAGUACGCAAGCGGGAGAGUGGGUACUGCUCAUGAAAAUAUGCCUGGCUCGGUCAUUCCAGCCUACGAGGAGAUUUUGAACUUUGCCCCGAGGUGGGUCUCGGUGUCGAAGCUGUACCAUGGUCUCCUGGAGGUCUCAGGCGAAUUUUCGAUUAACUAA